This is a messenger RNA of Vigna umbellata (rice bean), 1054 nucleotides long. RefSeq lists its product as uncharacterized. Gene Ontology annotation, cellular component: cytosol. NCBI's taxonomy places the organism in Eukaryota, Viridiplantae, Streptophyta, Magnoliopsida, Fabales, Fabaceae. The record is from RefSeq and is a predicted model, not a curated record.
CUUUACAAAUGGUAAAGGAAUUUGGAUCAUUGUAAUUCAUGAUCACAUGAUAUGCUUACUGUGUUCACGGGUUCUGUCGUAAAUUUGUCUCCCAGGUUUGUUGAAUUCAGGAAGCUUUCACCACCAAUCUUUUCUGGUAUUUCUCGCAAGCCGAUUCGCAUUUCAAGAAAAACCCUGAGCUGGAAGAUGGCCCAACCUUCCCAAAACCCAUCUCGGCAGCAGAAAAUCAUAAUUACUAAAAAGAAUGACAGUAAGCUGGUUGGUAUUCUUCAUGAAUGUGGAACCGAAGAGAUUGUCAUCUUAUGCCAUGGUCUUCGAUCCACCAAGGAAGAUACUAUCAUGAUAAAUCUUGCUUCUGCUCUAGAGAAUGCAGGAGUCAGUUCUUUCCGCGUUGACUUCAGUGGAAAUGGGGAAAGUGAUGGUUCAUUUGAGUUUGGUCACUAUUGGAGGGAGGUUGAUGAUCUACAUGAUGUCAUUCAACACUUUCAUAGAGCAAACCGUAUAGUUACUGCAAUUAUUGGACAUAGUAAAGGAGGUGGCGUAGUGCUUCUUUAUGCUUCUAAGUAUCGUGACAUUAAAACAGUUAUCAACAUCUCUGGACGCUAUGAUCUGAAGGCAGGAAUUGAAGAACGCCUUGGAAAGGAUUAUUUGGAAAGAAUUAGGAAGGAUGGUUUCAUUGACCUCAUGCGGUCAGGAAGUUUUGAUUACCGUGUGACUUUGGAAAGUUUGAUGGAUCGCUUAGAUACAAACAUGCAUGAAGCAUGCCUUCAGAUUGAUAAAGAAUGCAGGGUCUUCACAAUUCAUGGUUCUUCAGACCCAGUUAUCCCCGUUGAAGAUGCAUAUGAGUUUGCCAAGAUUUUACCAAACCAUAAGCUGCAUAUCAUAGAGGGAGCUGAUCAUUCAUACACUAAUCAUCAAGAUGAAUUGGCCUCUGUUGUUGUGAACUGCAUAAAGGAAACCUUGCUCCAGGAUAGGGUUACAUCUGGCUAGAUCUUGCAGUUUUGAGCCACCUAAAAUUGCUCAAGGUGACAAAAUCUCUAUUACGGAUGAACCU